UCCAGCUUGUGUGUGAUGGCUUCAAUGGAGUUUCAUCUGCUUCCCAUCUUUGUUUUAUUUUCACAGGUAGUGCUGUCAGCAAUAGCGGUUGAUAAGAUAGCGAUGGUGACAACGACAGUGGAAAGAGGUGAUAUUUCUGUACCUGCAGAAAUAUAUUGGCAUUCCAAAUUAUCAAACACUUCGAUUCCACGAGAUCUUUUGAAUCUUAUUCAACAUGUGGGAGACAAAUAUAUCUUUUGGAACAUGGAAUAUGGCAAGAGAUAUGAGAAGAAAUUUGAACAAGCCACUGCAGAGGAUACUGCUGAUGUCCCGAAAGUGAAAUAUGGCGUGAAAUAUGGCAAGAGAUAUGAGAAGGAAUUUGAACAAGCCACUGCAGAGGAUACUGCUGAUGUUCCGAAAGUGAAAUAUGGCGUGAAAUAUGGCAAGAGAUAUGAGAAGGAAUUUGAACAAGCAACUGCAGAGGAUACUGCUGAUGUUCCGAAAGUGAAAUAUGGCGUGAAAUAUGGCAAGAGAUAUGAGAAGGAAUUUGAACAAGCCACUGCAGAGGAUACUGCUGAUGUUCCGAAAGUGAAAUAUGGCGUGAAAUAUGGCAAGAGAUAUGAGAAGGAAUUUGAACAAGCCACUGCAGAGGAUACUGCUGAUGUUCCGAAAGUGAAAUAUGGCGUGAAAUAUGGCAAGAGAUAUGAGAAGGAAUUUGAACAAGCAACUGCAGAGGAUACUGCUGAUGUUCCGAAAGUGAAAUAUGGCGUGAAAUAUGGCAAGAGAUAUGAGAAGGAAUUUGAACAAGCCACUGCAGAGGAUACUGCUGAUGUUCCGAAAGUGAAAUAUGGAAAGCGCUAUGAGCUUAAAUUCAACAAGCAUGCUCGCUCUAACUCAAUUGUGUUUUUCUUGCCUAAUGAUCUGCAUGCAGGCAAAAAGAUGAGGCUCCAUAUAACUAAAUCAGUAAACAAAGCUAGAAUUUUGCCUCGACAAGUAGCCGACUCUCUGCCCUUUUCAACUAAUAAGUUAGCAGAAAUUAUGAAGUACUUUUCGGUAAAUCCUGAAUCAAGUAAAGGCAGAAUGUUAAAGGAAACUGUGGAGGAUUGUGAGUCACCAGGAAUUAAAGGAGAAGAUAGAUUUUGCCCCACAUCUCUAGAGUCCUUAGUUGAUUUCAGUGUGAAACAUGUUGGAAACAAAGCUCAAGUCCUUAUGAACGAGAUAGAUAGGCCUAAAAGGGAGCAAGAGUAUACUAUCAAAGAAGUAAAAUUUAUAGGAGAAAACCAUGUGGUGUGCCACAAGCAAAAUUACCCAUAUGCUGUGUAUUAUUGCCAUGCACUCAACGGCACUAAGGUUUACACAGCUCAAGUGGUAGGAGCUGACGGCACAAAAGCUAAAGCAGUCGCAGUUUGCCACACAGAUACCUCAGCUUGGAAUCCAGGACACUUGGCCUUUUUGGUUCUGAAGACGAAGCCAGGUGAAGGAACUGUUUGCCACUUCAUUAGAAGUGAUACUUUUGUCAUGGUUUCCAAUUAAUUAUGAGAAAAAGCUCCACCACCAGUCUAAUGAAAUGAGCCACGCUUAGAGUUUAUGCGUGCUUGUAGUUACUGCUCUAUCCUUGUAUAAUUAAGUUUGUGUUGAAUAAAUGUGGAGCUUUGCUUAUGAUUAUAUCAA
This is a messenger RNA of Manihot esculenta (cassava), 1650 nucleotides long. RefSeq names its product BURP domain-containing protein 12. The coding region runs from base 16 to 1512 and encodes 498 amino acids. NCBI's taxonomy places the organism in Eukaryota, Viridiplantae, Streptophyta, Magnoliopsida, Malpighiales, Euphorbiaceae. The transcript is spliced from 5 exons. The record is from RefSeq and is a predicted model, not a curated record.